Molecule: messenger RNA, 542 nt
Organism: Myotis davidii
Lineage: Eukaryota; Metazoa; Chordata; Mammalia; Chiroptera; Vespertilionidae
Product: insulin growth factor-like family member 3
Exons: 4
Coding region: 159-458 (99 amino acids)
Molecular function (GO): signaling receptor binding
Source: RefSeq, a predicted model, not a curated record
GCAUAUAGGCAUUACCUGUGGACACAGACAGCAGGCACUGUAUCUCUGUUGUAAUGUGAGGUGCACUUCACAGUAUAUAAACGUCCCAGUCUACGGUCCUAGAAACCAGUCCUCCUGCUGCUCUGCCACCGACUGCUCUGGAGGGUCAUUAAAGAACCAUGGUGCCCAGAAUCUUUGGUUCCAUCGGCAUAUUCUUCGUUCUCCUCCUCCACUGGUCAAAGGCAGACACAGGGGCCCACAUCACCUCAGGCCUGUGGCUGUGCCAGCAAGCACCCAGAUGUGGGCACCGGAUGUACAACCCCAUGGAGCAAUGCUGUGAUCAUGACACCAUCCUGCCCCUCAACCGGACCAACCUCUGUGGUCUGGCCCCGCCUCUGUGGCCCCCAACUGCACAUUCUGGCCCUGCUUUGAGCUCUGCUGUCCCGAGUCGUUUGGCCCCCAGAAGAGAUUUGUUGUGAGACUGAAGGUUCUGGGGAUAAAGUCACAGUGCCCUACCUCUCCCAUCUCCAGAGUCUGUCCCAGGUAAGGACCCUGCCUCACUC